Eimeria mitis is the source of this 363-nucleotide messenger RNA. Its product is annotated as 2-oxoglutarate/malate carrier protein, related. Bases 1 to 363 code for a protein of 120 amino acids. The record is from RefSeq and is a predicted model, not a curated record. Gene Ontology annotation, molecular function: oxoglutarate:malate antiporter activity. The transcript has 3 exons. NCBI's taxonomy places the organism in Eukaryota, Apicomplexa, Conoidasida, Eucoccidiorida, Eimeriidae.
AUGUCGCUGAAUAUGGGAAUGUUAGCAACGAACGAUCAGUGCAAGGAGAUGCUUGCUCCCACAUUGGGUAAUGGAUGGGCGACGACACUAACAGCAAGCGCUAUAUCGGGUUUCUUUGCAGUGACAUUUUCGCUUCCAUUCGACUUCUUAAAGACACGCCUGCAAAAAAUGCGCCCUGAUCCGGUAACGGGAGAGUUGCCAUACAAAGGUGUACUGGACGCCGCAGUGAAGAUCACUCGGACAGAGGGUAUCACCGCAUUCUAUACAGGUUACCCUACGUACUACGUGAGAAUCGCACCGCAUGCGAUGAUCACACUGAUUUGCAUGGAUUAUCUGGACAGAGCAUUCAAGCGAUACUUCUAG